Molecule: messenger RNA, 996 nt
Organism: Diutina rugosa
Lineage: Eukaryota; Fungi; Ascomycota; Pichiomycetes; Serinales; Debaryomycetaceae
Gene: SSU81
Product: osmosensor
Exons: 1
Coding region: 1-996 (331 amino acids)
Biological process (GO): regulation of actin filament polymerization
Molecular function (GO): protein binding
Source: RefSeq, a predicted model, not a curated record
AUGGGGUUUAAGUUACUGAACUUUUUGGCGGACCCGUUCGCCGUGUCGACGGUGUCGUUUGGCUUUUUGGCGUGGAUCGUCGCCUUGGUCGGCGCCGCCACCCUGGACCAGCUGAAGUUCCCCCAGUUUUCGUGGUGGGGAGUGAUGUACGAGUUCGCAGUGGUGGUGGUGGUGUUUUUGCUCUACUUGAACAAUAACAUCGAGCUCUAUAAGUUUACCCUUGUGGGUUUGGUGCUGGUGGCGUUUGUUUACACUACCAACACCACCAACUCUCUCAUCUACCUGGGCAACGGGCCCAACUUGGCCUGCGCUGUUGGCUGCAUUUUGUUGCUGAUUUUGAACGUGGUGUGGAUCGUCUACUUCGGCGGCCACCCCGAGUCGCCGACGAACCAGUUGAUCGACUCGUUCUCGCUCAAGAACCACGCCACCACGUUGCCGCCGCUGGAUCCUUCCGGUCCUGCUGUCCACGCUGAAACUAAGCUUGCCGGCGGCGACGAAGACGACUACGACUACAAGCGCUACGUCAGUCCCGUCAACUUGCCCAACAGUCAGCUGACCACCCACUUCCAAGACAACAACUUGAGACAACUGCAACUUACUAAUAAGGCCAACCAGAGCGCCACCGCGAGCGGGGCCCCGGUGCAGCCCGCUGCUAACCAGGCUGGCUACAUGCUGUCGUCGCAACUCAACGGGCUCGAGAACUUCAGCAGCUCCGACAUGAACAACCGCGACCUUACCAAUAACACCUCGCUGAACAAGCGAACAACUGGCACCACCUACGGCGAAAACACCGGCACCAUCCUGCUGAUCCCCUUCCGAUACAAGGCGAAGGCGCUCUAUAGCUACGACGCCAACCCCGACGACAUCAAUGAAAUCUCGUUCGUUAAGGAUGAAAUCUUAGAGGUCGACGAUAUCGAUGGCAAGUGGUGGCAGGCGCGCAAGGCCAACGGCCAGGUGGGGAUCUGUCCCUCGAACUAUGUCAAGUUGAUUGACUAA